AUGUCUGCUGUCGUCGAGAAGGUUUCCGAAGCCGUCAAUGACGUUACCAAUGCUCUGAGCAAUGCCACUAUCUCCGACAAGGCCGCCGAUAAGCCCGCCGCCAACAACGAUGCCGUCCUCGCCAGUGCUGCUGAGGGCCGUCGUCUCUACAUCGGCAACCUGGCCUACGCGACAACGGAGGGGGAGUUGAAGGAGUUCUUCAAGGGUUACCUUGUCGAGUCCGUCUCCAUUCCCAAGAACCCUCGCACCGACCGCCCGGUUGGUUACGCCUUCGUCGACCUCUCGACUCCUUCUGAGGCCGAGCGCGCCAUUUCUGAGCUUUCCGGCAAGGAGAUUCUCGAGCGUAAGGUCUCGGUUCAACUUGCCCGCAAGCCUGAGCCCGCCGGAGAGAAGGCCGAGGGUGCUAACGGCGAGGGUGCUGGCGAGGGCAACCGCCGCCGCGCCUCCGGUCGUGGCCGCGGACGUGGCCGUGGCCGUGGUGGACGUGGUGCCCGUGGUGGCCGCGAGGAUGGCGCCCCUGUCGAGGGUGCUGCCACCGAGGUCCCUGCCGGUGCUCCUGCUACCUCUGAGGUUCUUCCUCUGACCGAUACCACCAACAAGGACGCUAAGAGUGAUGCCGAUAAGCAGGCCCGUGCUCCCCGUGAGCGCCGCGAGCGUGGCCCUCCUGCCGACGGUAUCGCCUCCAAGACCAAGGUCAUGGUCGCUAACCUGCCCUACGACCUGACCGAGGAGAAGCUCAAGGAGCUAUUCGCCGCUUACGAGCCUUCGUCGGCCAAGAUCGCUCUGCGCCCUAUUCCCCGCUUCAUGAUCAAGAAGCUCCAGGCUCGUGGUGAGCCUCGCAAGGGCCGUGGCUUCGGCUUCGUCACCCUUGCCUCCGAAGAGCUCCAGCAGAAGGCUGUUUCCGAGAUGAACGGCAAGGAGAUUGAGGGCCGUGAGAUCGCUGUCAAAGUCGCUAUUGACAGCCCUGACAAGACCGAUGAGGAGGCCAACGCCCCCAAGGAGGAGACCAAGGAGGAGGUCAAGGCCAACGGCACGGGCGCUCCCGAGGCUGCAGCUGCUCCCGCCGCUGCCCCUGCGGCUUCCACCACCGCCGCUCCCGCUGCUGCUCCCGCCUCUUAA
Molecule: messenger RNA, 1119 nt
Organism: Colletotrichum higginsianum IMI 349063
Lineage: Eukaryota; Fungi; Ascomycota; Sordariomycetes; Glomerellales; Glomerellaceae
Product: RNA recognition domain-containing protein
Exons: 4
Coding region: 1-1119 (372 amino acids)
Cellular component (GO): ribonucleoprotein complex; nucleus; cytoplasm
Molecular function (GO): mRNA binding
Source: RefSeq, a predicted model, not a curated record